Messenger RNA from Stegodyphus dumicola, 503 nucleotides. RefSeq lists its product as uncharacterized. NCBI's taxonomy places the organism in Eukaryota, Metazoa, Arthropoda, Arachnida, Araneae, Eresidae. The record is from RefSeq and is a predicted model, not a curated record.
ACCAUGCGCUUUCUUACAGUUUAUUCAACAGGCAAAAAGACUAAAUUCAGUAAUUUUCAUGUUUUUCGAAGAUUUGGUAAUAUGUUAUUAUGGGACAUUUUUUAACAUCACAUUAAGUAAAUAUUAUAUAAUGAGUUGUCAGAAAGGAAAUGCGCAGCGUUCUCGACCUCAAAAAUAUAAAAAUGAAACUAAAUUUAAAAAUGAUAAGUAUGAUUCUAGCAAAAAAACCCAGUUCUUGAACAGCAUGGAAAUAACUUCUCUGUGUCCAAGGUGUGAAUCCAUAAUUGUUUGGAAAAUACGAUACAAAAAGUAUAAAUCGUUAACAGUUCCUUCAAAGUGCACUAAAUGUGGAGGAAAAUCUGUGAAAUUUGCUUAUCACACUAUUUGUACAGAAUGCAGUGAAAAACUAAAAGUGUGUGCAAAAUGUGGAGAAAAUAAAGAAUCGGAAAGUUGACAUUUGUAUUUCAUGCAUAGCCUGUAAAUAAACUUAUACAUUUUGGACA